Messenger RNA from Diprion similis, 4749 nucleotides. It is a transcript of the gene Egfr, whose product is annotated as epidermal growth factor receptor. The record is from RefSeq and is a predicted model, not a curated record. Gene Ontology annotation, biological process: positive regulation of cell population proliferation; cell surface receptor protein tyrosine kinase signaling pathway; positive regulation of kinase activity. Gene Ontology annotation, molecular function: transmembrane receptor protein tyrosine kinase activity; ATP binding. Gene Ontology annotation, cellular component: basal plasma membrane; signaling receptor complex. Lineage: Eukaryota; Metazoa; Arthropoda; Insecta; Hymenoptera; Diprionidae.
GUGUGUGUAAGGAUAAUGCAUGUACGGGAAUUCCACGCACCGUUCCUACCCAUUGAUCGAAUCGACGUGAAGUGCGCCCGUCCGAGGUUGAACUGGGUGGCUGAGGUGAUCAAGGUUCACAAUAAACCGCCGUCCGGCACUUCUGGUAGAGUUAAUAUCCAGAGAAAGGCUCACUCGGUACUUGGAGCCAGACACGAGUUGGUCCUGCAGCCUCGCAACCUCACAGUCCCAGAGCCGUCCGGCGAGGUGAGAUUGCGCGAGAGCGACCAAGAGCCGGAGAUGCUUGAAAGGCAAUAUGGAGAGAGAUCGACGAACAAAGCACAUUCCACGCGCCGUUAUUUGUUCCUUGUCUGCGUCUGUAUCGGCACAAAUGGUCGGCUAUCGGUACCCUCCAACAAGGACCAUCAUUACCGAAAUCUUCGAGACCGGUACACGAAUUGUACGUACGUUGACGGCAACCUGGAAAUCACAUGGCUGCAGAACCUUGAGCUGGACCUCAGUUUUCUUCAGUACAUCCGGGAGGUCACCGGGUACGUCCUCAUCAGCCACGUGGACGUGCGGAAGGUUGUCCUGCCGCGGCUUCAGAUCAUUCGCGGCCGAACCUUGUUCAAGGUGAACAUUCACGAAGUCGAGUUUGCACUAUUCGUCACCAUGUGCCAGAUGUAUAGCCUUGAGCUACCAGCACUUCGAGACGUCCUAAAUGGCAGUGUCGGCAUGUACAACAACUACAAUCUCUGCCACAUGCGGACUAUCAAUUGGGACGAAAUAAUAACGGGUCCCCAGUCAAAGUAUGUUUACGUGUACAACUUCACAGCCCCGGAGCGGGUAUGCCCCGAGUGUGACAAGAGUUGUGAGCAGGGAUGCUGGGGCGAAGGACCCGACAAUUGCCAGAGUUUCUCAAAGACAAACUGCUCCCCACAGUGCUGGCAGGGACGUUGCUUCGGGCGAAAUCCAAGGGAGUGCUGUCACCUCUUUUGCGCCGGGGGUUGCACAGGACCAAAGCAGAGUGAUUGUUUGGCGUGCAAGAACUUCUUCGACGACGGUGUAUGUACGCAAGAAUGUCCGCCAAUGCAGAAAUAUAAUCCGACAACAUACUCAUGGGAAACAAACCCCGAUGGGAAGUAUGCAUAUGGGGCAACGUGUGUCCGUAAGUGUCCCGAGCACCUUCUUAAGGACAACGGCGCAUGCGUGCGUUCCUGCCCUGCGAAGAAAAAGGCUGUUAAUGGCGAAUGUGUACCGUGCGAUGGUCCAUGUCCAAAGACUUGCCAAGGUGUAGAUCGGGUCCAUUCUGGAAACAUCGACAGCUUUAAAGAUUGUACAAUAAUUGAAGGCUCGAUCACGAUAUUGGACCAGAGUUUCAUGGGAUAUCAACACAUAUACACGAACUUUACGUUUGGACCGAGGUAUCUGGAGCUUCACCCUGACAGACUCGAGGUGUUCAGCACUCUAAAGGAAGUUACGGGAUACAUCAAUAUUCAAGGAUAUCACAAACAGUUCACAAAUCUUUCGUACUUUCGGAAUCUGGAGGUUAUCGGGGGCAGAAGCCUGACCGAGACAUUCUUUGCAUCGCUUUAUAUUGUGAAGACAGCCCUGGUAUCCCUCGGAUUGAAUUCACUGAAAAAGAUCAACUCCGGUACGGUAGCAAUCCUGGAGAACACGGAUCUCUGCUACGCUCAGAGCAUCAACUGGACUCGAAUAAAAAGAUCUCAAGAACAUAGCACUAUUCUGUCCAGCAACAAGCCCGAAGCUGACUGCGCACGCGAAGGCUUGGUAUGCGAUGAUCAAUGUUCAGACGAGGGCUGCUGGGGGCCGGGUCCCGAGCAAUGUUUGUCUUGCAGGAAUUUCAUAUUGGAAAAUAUUUGCGUACAAAAUUGCACAGCAGUUCCUGGUAUUUACCAAGCAGACGAAAGAGUCUGCAAACCUUGUCACGAGCAAUGCAACGGUACUUGCUCCGGUCCGAAUGCGGAACACUGCAACUCAUGUAAGCAUGUGCGCGACGGGCCUUUCUGCGUUCCUAAAUGUCCAUCAUCGAAGUUCAACGAUGGCGGGAUAUGCAGACACUGUCACAACAAUUGUGUAGGGGGGUGCGAGGGUCCAGAAAAUAACAUUGGUCCAAAUGGGUGUCACAGUUGCGAAAAAGCGAUUAUGAACUUUGAAACACCGGAAAGCUGUUUGAGAACGGACGAGUACUGCCCGGAAGGCUACUACUGGGAGGGAGUCGAGCCUCAGGAACGGGGCCCUCUGAAGGCCCUUGCUGGUAAAGCUGUUUGUCGGAAGUGUCAUCCUCGAUGCCUCAAGUGUACCGGAUACGGUUUUCAUCAACAAGUUUGCCAGGAAUGCGCCAAGUAUAAGAAAGGUGAACAAUGCGAAGACGAGUGCCCCGCCGAUCACUUCGCAAUACCGGAAACCCGGAGCUGCAUCCCAUGCUCUCCGGAGUGCAGAGGCUGUUACGGCCCGGGAGCUGAUCAGUGUUACAAGUGCCGAAACUUUAAGGUUUUCACCAACCUGGUCACGGAAGAUGACAACGCAACAUCCUUCAAUUGCACCGACACUUGCCCGCCAGAAUACCCAUUUACGAGGUUCCCUAUGGACAACGAUCCGUUCUGCUCCGAGCAGUCAAAGGAGACAAGUUACCCGAUAGAUAUGGAACAAACACCGGCGAUAUUAGCGGGUGUUGGUGUUUGCGUAGUGAUCCUAAUGGUCUUCUCCGCUGCGGUAUUAUGCCUGUGGCGUCAGCGGACGAAGGCCAAGGAAAACACGGUGAAAAUGACGAUGGCACUUACCGGGCUUGAUGACAACGAGCCUCUAAGGCCUACGGGAGUGAAGCCGAAUUUGGCAAAGCUGCGUAUAAUCAAGGAGGAGGAGAUGAGAAAGGGCGGCAUACUCGGAUACGGGGCAUUCGGCAACGUUUACAAGGGAGUCUGGGUGCCGGAGGGUGAGAACGUUAAGAUCCCAGUUGCGAUCAAAGUCCUCCAUGAUGGCACGGGGGCCAAUACGUCUAAGGAAUUCCUCGACGAGGCCUACAUCAUGGCAAGUGUCGAACAUCCGAAUCUACUUCAGCUACUCGCCGUCUGCAUGACGUCGCAGAUGAUGCUUGUGACGCAAUUGAUGCCACUCGGCUGUCUCCUUGACUUCGUUAGAAAGUAUAAGGACAAGAUCGGCUCGAAGCCUCUAUUGAAUUGGUGUACACAGAUCGCCAGGGGUAUGGCCUAUCUCGAAGAGAGACGAUUGGUGCACAGGGAUUUGGCAGCCAGGAACGUCCUUGUGCAAACGCCAAACUGCGUGAAAAUAACCGACUUUGGCCUUGCAAAGCUUUUGGACAUCAACGAGGAACAGUACAAGGCUGCUGGCGGUAAAAUGCCGAUAAAAUGGUUGGCCUUGGAAUGUAUUCAACACCGGGUAUUUACGCACAAGUCUGACGUCUGGGCAUUUGGUGUUACCAUCUGGGAGGUUUUGACCUACGGCGGAAGACCCUACGAGAACGUCCCGGCAAGGAAUGUGCCAGAGUUAUUGGAAAAGGGGGAACGACUACCGCAGCCGGCGAUAUGUACGAUCGAUGUGUACAUGAUCAUGAUAAAGUGCUGGAUGCUCGACGCGGAGUCGAGACCAAGCUUCAAGGAGCUUGCCGAGGACUUUGCAAAAAUGUCGAGAGAUCCUGGACGUUAUCUGGCAAUAAAGGGGGACAAGUACAUGAUACUACCAUCCUAUACGUUGCAGGAUAAAAAAGAAAUGAUAAGAAAUCUGGCGUCGGCGAUGGAUGGUCCGGAAGCCGUGGUAGACGCGGAUGAAUAUCUCCAACCAAAGUCCAGGGCGCCGAUACCACCUAUCGCGGUAUCAUCGUCGAGUACGUCCGGCUCACCCCCCAACACACCAAUAAAGAGCUGCUGGCCGAAUGGCGCACCAAUGGCCGCCGACUCGCCGACACCGCAGAACCAACAGAACUGGGACCGGGAGCUAUUGCGAUACGGGGUCGGGGGUAAUGGGGGUACCUCGCGGGAGCCCGCGGAGGCGAACCCCGCGCAUCUACAGCACCCGCAUUAUGCCCACCCAAACGGCCAUUGCGGCCCGACUGCCAGCUUGGACGGCUCGAACUCCAGAUACUGUUCGGACCCCCUGAAAAUGAUCGGAGUCAUAGAAUGCGACGUAACGGACGACUGCUUCAAGUCGGAGGUUGGCGCGGUACACCAACAAGCUCGGAUCGGUAAUUUGAAGUUGGACCUUCCCCUGGACGAAGACGACUACCUCAUGCCCUCACCCCAGAUGCCGGCAAGCACGAUACAAUACAUGGAUUUGAUCGGUGAUUCGAAACCUAACGAGUCAGAGUCGAAACACAUGAACAACGGAUAUCGAAAGUACCCGGAAUUCUUAACGAUCCCCGGGAAAACGUCGGUCGACAAUCCGGAGUACAUCAUGUCGCAGGACGACGUGGCGUUGAGCCCGCAGACGUUGGGGAUUCCCGCCACCGCGGAUCUCGUCAAGACGGAGACGACAAACGGUCCCGCUUUUGGCUCUCAAGUCAGGCAAAGGAGUUCGGAAGAGGAAUCGGAUCACGAGUACUACAACGACUUUGAUCGGCUUGAGCGCGAACUUCAGCCUUUAAAACCGCUUAGAAAGAACGAAACGACAGUAUAAUAAUUAUUAUCUCAACUUACACUGGUGUAUCUAUAUCUGUAUGGCAUCGUUGCAGCGGGGGUAACAGGGAGCUGUCACGCAUGAAGUAUGAUCAUUUUGUAAAAUUAUACAGGAUCA